GUUUUGGGAUGACUGGAUGCGUCAUCCAGAGCAGAGGAAGGGCAGAGAGUGUAUACGUCCGGAGAUCUGCCGAACCAGCACCUUCGGCAAGAAAGGAGUUAGCAAGGGUUUAUUUUAUGAGAAACAUCUAAAGUUUAUCAAGCUGAACACGGACUACGUGCCCUUCAGCAAGAUAGACCUGUCCUACUUGGAGAAGCCCCAGUACGACGAGAUGUUUGCCAAAAAGAUUUACAGCGCCCCCUUGCUGACGGCAGCGGAGGUUACCAAGGGCGACCGGCCCAACGAGACAGUGGUGCGCGUAGAGUACACCAACAAAGACAGCUUUAAGAAACUUGCCAAAGCCCUCGGCAUUAUGGAUGAUUUUAAGGCGGGCGUGCCUCGAGCGGCCUACCGAGGUGUGGUCAGCUUUGUGCUGAAGGGCCGGAGGGUGUUCUUGGCUCCGCCCUCCACCUGGACGGGAUACGACACCAGCUGGAGCUGACAGGCCAGGGGGCGGAGCCUCGGGGGGGAGGGGGCGGGGCUUGUGGCAAUCGGAGGGCGGGCCGCCAUUCACUCGUUGCUGCUGCUGCUGCUGCCACUGUGGUCAAAUGUGUUAUUAUUAUUAUUAACAAAAUUCUUGUUGCUGUUAUUACUUGUGUUAUGUUUAUCAAAAGUACAAUUAUUGCUGGUGUUGUUAUUACUACUGUUUUCACCGUCAUUUAUAUUAUUUUUAUUAUUGUCAUCGUCAUUAUUACUAUUAUUAUUAUUAUUAUUAUCAUCAUUGUGGGAAAUACGAACUUUUCUUCGACGAGAUAGCAACGAAAAGUCUACGAUUUUUGCAGCACUCUGCGAGGUAGUCAGCGUGGAGAGAGAAAUGUGGUGUGUUGUAGGCAUCUGCGUGCUGGGGUGAUUAUUGAGGGGUGUGUGUGGGUUUGGUUGUUUUUGUGUGUGUAUGUGUUGUUUGUUUGUGUGUUUGGGAUUUUUUUGUGGGUGAAAAAAA
This is a messenger RNA of Aplysia californica (California sea hare), 979 nucleotides long. Its product is annotated as alpha-1,3-mannosyl-glycoprotein 2-beta-N-acetylglucosaminyltransferase. The record is from RefSeq and is a predicted model, not a curated record. Gene Ontology annotation, biological process: protein N-linked glycosylation. NCBI's taxonomy places the organism in Eukaryota, Metazoa, Mollusca, Gastropoda, Aplysiida, Aplysiidae. Gene Ontology annotation, molecular function: alpha-1,3-mannosylglycoprotein 2-beta-N-acetylglucosaminyltransferase activity. Gene Ontology annotation, cellular component: Golgi apparatus.